Molecule: messenger RNA, 2408 nt
Organism: Eurytemora carolleeae
Lineage: Eukaryota; Metazoa; Arthropoda; Copepoda; Calanoida; Temoridae
Product: ABC transporter F family member 4
Biological process (GO): positive regulation of transcription by RNA polymerase II
Molecular function (GO): RNA polymerase II cis-regulatory region sequence-specific DNA binding; DNA-binding transcription activator activity, RNA polymerase II-specific
Source: RefSeq, a predicted model, not a curated record
UAAUUUCAGAUAUUUAAGAAUGACUUGAGUAUAAACUUUAAUAAAAAUGGAUAAAGGAACUCUUCUUGCCUUCUUUAAACCUAUUUCACGUCCUAAAUCUGGUUUGUUGUCAACGCCCGAGGGGAAGAACUUGGAGACCUUAGAAAACCCUGAUUCUGAACCCUCAGAUUCCAUCAAAAAGACUGAGAACCCUGUUCAAGAACCCCCAUGUUCAAUCCGGAGUACGGGGAACCCUGAUCUUGAACCCUCAGGUUCCAUCCGGAGUACAGGGAACCCUGAUCUUGAACCAUCAGGUUCCACCCCGAGUACAGGGAACCCUGAUUCUGACGAUGGAACAGAAAGUUCUGAUUUACAAACCAAGAACCUAGAACCAGGUGUUCAAAAUGUUCCAGAACCUGGAACCAAGGAGAAAGUGCAGAAUCAAUCAAAUGAAAAGGAAAGUUCAGUAGAAACUGAAGGAAAGGACCAACAGGAUAAAGAUGAAGAAUCUAAGAAAAUGAAUAAUAAUUCAUUACCGAAAAGGAAAAGAAAAACGGAGGACGUUGAAGAAGAUCAGGAGAUGAGAAAGAAAAUAAAAAAAUCCGGCGACACGUCCACCUCAGAAAGCCUAGGACUGAAACAGAACUCCAUUCAGCAUUUCUUCAAGAAGAGUAGCGGAGAUGCGAGACCUGAUCCAAGUACUCAUGUUUCUUCCAGAUUAUUCAACAAAAAGAGAAAACGAGUUCGCGUGAUAGACAGUGAUUCAGAUAGUAAUAUUUCGUUGGAUUUUAACGAUGCUGAUACUGUAGUGACCGAAGACACACCUGAGAACACUGUUGAUACUACUGACAUCCUUGAUACAACAGUGGAGCAAAACGUGAAACCAUCAAACCAAGUUGAAGAUAAGAAAUCUGUGAAACCAUUUCAGAAUUCUACGAUAGCAUCCGGGAGCCCAGGUGUGAAGAAUGCCUUUACAAUGAUGAUGAAACGGAAAGAAAUUCCUCAACCAGUUCUUGAUGAAACCUCCAAACACUUAGAAGAAAAUAAAAAGAUAACUUCAGAACAAACUGAAUCUAAAGAGAAACAUAUUGAGACGGUUGAAAAGGAAGAACAACAAAAUCCGCCUAAAAUUCCGGAUGUGAACUCUAGUAAAGAUCAGAACAAGUUCAUAGCGGCUAAAGUUGAUAAAGAAGAAGUAGACGUCAAAGUAGAAAGCGUUGAUAAAGAAUCUGCGAAGAAAGUGGACACAGACAGUUACAAGCCCAUUAAAGUACUCAUGGAGACUCCAACUAGGAAAUUUAAGGAUGCAAGACUAAAGAAUAUGCUCUCUGUAUUGAGUUCUAUCAAGAGUGAUGAUGAAUAUGAAGAUGUUGAAAUGAUUGAACUGGAUUUUACCCCCAAGUCUAAAAAGAAAACUCGAAGAAAGGGGGAAGAGAGACGUCGAAGGGAAGGAAAGGAGGAAGACCCUGAAAAAAAAGGAUUGGAAGAAUCUGGGAGCAAGGAGUUUGAACUUGGAGAAGAUAAAGAGAAUUUAAAAACUGGAUUUAAACCAAUGAAGACAGGCGUAUAUAAAGUGAUGUGUAAAGGCAAGGAGGGAGAAUUUGAUUUCUCUAAAUACAUCUCAGGAGGGGUGGGGGCCUGUGUUCUCUACGAAAAUCAAUGGCUGACUCCAAACCAGUUUGAAAAGUUGGCGGGAUCUAGAAGUAAGAAAUACAAGCAAUCCCUGUAUAUUGAUGAGAAACCUUUAAAAGAAUUGCUCGGUAGUGCGAGCAGUAGCAAUAAUACCAGUGGACGGACUUCACCUUUAGGACUUAAUGUUAUCAAGAAUACCGUCUCUCUUCGUACGGCUGCAAGGAAAGCGAAAAGUCAGAGAAUUAAGUCAGAUAAAUCAGAAAAUGCUUUAACGACAACCAAGUUCAAAUCUAAAUCUUCCAAGUCCCCGAAUACUUUAUCUUCAAAGAUAGAUCAUUCUAAAGGGGUAGAAGCAAAAGACAAGGACGAAAAUGUUCCUGGAAACUCAGGGAAAGAACCACCCGGAAAAUCCCUAGCUUCGGAAGAGGAGGAAGAGACUUCUGAAAGUUCACAUGGUGAUAGAAAAGAUACUACUGAGACGGAAGAGACUCCUGGAAACUCGAGGAAAGAACCACCCGGAAAAUACCUAGCUUCUGAAGAGGAGGAAGAGACUUCUGAAAGUUCACAUGGUGAUAGAAAAGAUACUACUGAGACGGAAGAGACUCCUGGAAACUUUCGUCGAUCUGGAAGGAUUGCCAGGAAUCAGGACAAGAUGGAUGAAAAGAAGAAGGAACAAGAAGAAUUAGAGAAGAAGCUAAUGGAGUUGGAGAAGAAGGAAUCUGCCCGAAAGAAGUUGGGAAAGUUGGUUCCUCUAAACAAGAUUGUAGAGAAGGAUGAUGAGGAGUGUAUAAAUCUAG